GUCAUAUGUCACUUUUGGCAGUCGUUAAUUUUUAAAAUUUGUUUAUCAAUUGAAAAUUCGGUUAUUUUAACUAAAUAUCACAACAGUUAACACUCGUCAUAGAGUUAUGUGAUAAAAAUUAGAAUAAUUUCUAGGUAUUUAUUUCCCACUUUUUCAGUUAAGACAUUAGUGACAAUUUAUUAUUAUCUGCCAAAAUUUUAGUGUCAUUGAUCACAACAAAUAAUGCUAGAAGUUUUAAAUAAAGUUAACAAGUAGGAAGAGAUGGAGAAAAAUGACAACGAAAAGAGUGAAGAAGAUUCGUCAACAAAACAGGUCUUGGAAUAUUAUCAAAAAUACUCACAAAAUGACGAGCCCUCUGCAAGACAACUAGAUACAAUAUAUCCAGCAAGAGAUGUUAAGAUUAUCGCUUCAAAGCAAUAUGAGAAACCUGAGCAAAAUCCUGAAAUACUAUCUCCCACUGAAUCUGUUGCUUCUAAUAAAAAGUUAGAAUGGGAUAAUUUGGGUGAUAUUGGCUACAAUAACGCUAAAAAACUUUACAAAAGUACUUCAUUGCCAAUAUUGACACAACAUACAAUUAUUAAAAUUGAUGACAUACCUAAAGGUCCAACAGAUAAUGUGAAAAUAGUUUUAUAUCCAUAUACAAGCAGUUCAGAAGACAAAACUAGUGAAAAAAAUACCUUACAGUCAUUAUCAUCGUCAUCUCCCAUUGUAGAAAAGGAGAUACCAUCCUCAUCUGGUACAUUUUCUUUUCAUUCUAGUGAAAAACAAAAAUUGCUAAGCUCAGAUUCAGAUUCUUCUCUAAAUGAUAAAAAAAUUUUAGAGUUUAAAAAAAGUUUAAACUAUAUAAAGAAGAAAAUUGGACUUCCUGAUGCACACUCUACACCUCAUGAACCUGACUCUCCCAAAAUUGAGUGCCAAAUAAUGACUGAGACUCCUUUAGUCAAAAAAACUGAUAAACCUAUUAAAAAUAUUAUUAAAGAUAUUCAGAUUGAGAAUGAAAGCAUACAAAGUAAUGUGUUAGUGCAACCUACAAAGAGUGCGUUAACUUUUCCAGCUAAUUCUAAUAAGAAAAGUGUAAAUUUAUGCCUUACUAAACCUGUUUUAGUAGAUUGCUUGCCAAAAACAAAUAUAAAGCAAUAUGCAGUUGGUGUUCAAACAGGGAGUGUAGUUGACUGUAAAUCUCAACAAGCACCAAAUGAGUUAAUUACUUUCUAUAAACAAGCUGAAAAUAAUAAAACUAGUGAUUCUGGAAAAUCAAGUAGCUCCAAUGGUGUUGCAUCUAAAUGUGAUAGUUUUGAAUAUGUCAAAAAUAGCAAUAAUGGACAAAAUAUUUCUAUGAGAUCUGAAAAUAAUCCUGUAGAAAUUGCAGAAGAUCAUAUAACUGAUAACAAUGAAGCGAAUUCUACUAAUUCUGAAAACUCUGAAGCUGCAACAAAUAAUCAAGAAAUUACAAAUGACUCUACAAAAUCUGGUUAUGACAUAGAAAAGCACAUAUAUGUUUUACAAAGAUUAAUAAGAUCAAAGAAAUAUGAUUCCUCUGCCAAAAGAAAAUACAUCAGAAAAAUUUUACAAAAAAUAACUGAGUCUAAGUACUUAGAGGACUCAAGUACAAGUUCUGAUCUUUUUUAUCCUAAAACAGACCCUUCGAAAAUUCUUCAUGAUCAAAUUAAAAAUUCUUCAUUUAAAAAUGAAAACACAUCAUCUUCUUACCAAUCUCAUGAAGACAAGAAGGUAUCUCCCAAAAAGAAAGUAUCUGAAAGCACAGACUCUGACAUAUCUCACGAAAGAGAACAAAAGACAGAAAUUAAACCUUCAACUUCUAAGGCUUCUACAUUUGGUUACAGAAAAGAAAGUAAACCCACCCAAAAGAAGAAAUUGGAUAGUGUGCAAUUUACCAAUCUUCUUAGUAAACCUUCUAUCCAAUCUGAAGCACCAGUGACUACAAGAACAAAAAGAACUCCAUUUACACUUACUAGAGAACCUAAAAACUCUUCAUCUUCAGAUAAAUCUUCAUCUCCACAGUCACAUCAAAAUUGGAAAGAAUGUAAAACCAUAUCAGAGAAAAUGUUCGAAAAUAGUGGACAAAUCAUUGGAGCUGGUGAUCAAGUUACACAAUUUGCUGAUAAAGAAAGACAGUACCAGCUUAACUGGAUAGAUAGGGAAAUUAAUCAUUUGGGUAAACUAAAAAAUAUAUUAGAAAAACAUAAGGAACCUUAUCCUCUACCAGAAAAUUUAACUAAAAUGACAUCUGUUUACAUGGUCACAGCUAAUAGUAAUGAUGCUGUUCAUAGAAACUAUGUUAUAGAAACUAAACUUGGAACUGGAACUUCUCGGCAGAGAAAUUUUAGAAUCAAUGGAGAAAACUAUGUUGUUGAAGAUCCAAAUGCUCAUAGUAUAGAUAAUAACCAAUCCCCUCCUUUAGUUGUAGAUAUCCAAGUCUUAGCUACAGAUAAAACCACAAAUAUUAAAGUUACAGCAUUCUGUGGUCUAUGCAAGAGAUCACCAUGUGUUUGUGUUACAGACUUCUUACAAGGAUUAAGUAACCCAUUUAAAGUCAGUGAUAAUAAAGUACAAAAACAUUUAAAUGACAAAGUCAAAACUUAUUCCAGCACUUGUUCUUGUAAUACUACUUCUAGUUCCACUACUAACAGCAGAAAUUCUUCACAUACUAUAUGUAUCAAUUGCCAUAGAGCACCUUGUACUUGCUGUUCUUGCAAAAAAACUCAUGAUAUAAAAACAUGUUCAGUUUGUCAGUUAUACUCCUGUAUGUGUGUCAUAAGUCCAAAAGAUUCAUAUGUGGGAACAUUCAUACCAACUAAGAAAUCAUCAGAGGGGUCUCAGAGAAAAGUUUGCAGUUUGUGUAAAGCCUUAUCUUGUAUAUGUACUGCCCAAACAAAAUCAAAAAAAUGUUCCAUAUGUACUUCUUGCCCCUGUACAUGCAAAAAAAAUUCUAGUAAAAUGAAAAAAUCAGAUUGCAAGUGUAAAAGCACACCAUGUACCUGUUCUAGUAUUUCCUUUAAAUCAGAUAAAACUGUGUGCUCCAAAUGUGGAAUUUCAUCUUGUAUUUGCCAAUUACCUUCAAGUGGCACUAGUUCUACUGGCAGUUCAGUAAAUACAGACUUAUUAAGAAAAUUAUUUUCUGAUUGCAAAUGUGGCGCUUCUAAUUUAUGUAGCUGUGAUUUUGUAAAUAAAUUACUACAACAUUUUAGCCAAAAAGAUGUUGAAGUUCAGUCUAGAGCACUUAAAAGCAGUGAAUGUACUGAUGCUGCCACGCAAAAUCAUGUAUCUGUUGAUGAUAAAAAAGUUCAGGAUAUAUUGCUCACACAAGAACAUAAAUCUGUUCAACCAAAGUUUUCAAAAAUGAGCAGUAGUUCUCAAACAGAUACUCUUAGGUCACAGUGUAAAGUUGUUUCAACAGAGGGACCCACACAUAUCAAUGAAUUAAUACAAGCAGGUAUUUGUGAUGAAAGUACAGGAACUAUUCAAAGUGCAGCUGUAACUACUGAAACUGUUGCAUUAGUAGAUAUGGCAACAACAUCUUUAGAUUCACGAAAGUCUGAUGCAAAUAAACACAUUAGCAUUCAAUCUGAAGUAUGUUCAAAAGAAAAAGCAACACAUUCUCAUGGUCUUCCUGAAAUUGUUGACAAAUCUGUUGGUAAAGCCACUGAGGAAUGUGGUACACAAUCAAUUAAACUUUCAAGAAAGUCAUCUAUCGAGUCAGAUGCAAAUAAACACACUAGCAUUCAAUCUGAGGUAUGUUCAAAAGAAAAAGCGACACAUUCUAAGGAUAUUCCUAAAACUGUCAGCAAGCCUGUCGGUAAAUCCACUGAGGAAUGUAGUACACAAUAUGAACGCAAAGCAUCAAUUCCCAGUAAAGGAUACUUCGCCAAACUGUCUGAAGUUGACACAGAUUUAAGCAACGGAUCUGUUGAUUCCGGUACUUGUGCUAGAACUUUUCAAGUUGAAAAAGGAAUAAGUGCUUUAAGCAAAAAUAUUGAAUUGGUUGAUAAAGAUAUUGAGGCAAGAGUUCCCCAAAUUUUAAAAGGAACUGAUACAUAUACUCUUCGAGAAACUUCUGAUAAAAGUACUUGCCAUAAGCCUUCACUUGUUGAUCAAGAAACAGAUUAUAGUCCUAGAGUAGUAUCCAUUGAGCAAGGAACAUCUCCGAGAAGUGCUCAAAGCUCCGCAAGAGUAUCCAUUGACAUAGGAACUUGUCCAAGCCCUGCAGUUGAUAAAGAAUUUCAGACUACUGCCAGAACCUUUGUAGAUCAAGGCACAGCAAGUGGCCGAACCCGUAAAUCAUUAAAUGAUCAACAUACCUCACCAAUAUUCUACGAAACUGACGUAGGUGUAUCUACUGUAUCUAAAAAGCAUAGAACGGAGGCAACAUCAACGGAUGGUUCUAAAAAAUCACGCUCACAGUCAUCAGGAACUAAAGAAAUUGGAAAUAGCGGUUUUAAUACAAGUUCAGGUAAAAAAAUUAAUGUCUCCAAUUAUGAAAAAACUACAAUUACGUCUUCAGAAGCUAAAGUUGGUCCAAGUCUUAAGCACAAAAAAAUCAGUGAUAAUAUUAGCACAAAUACAGAUAAAUUAAAAGUCUCUAGUUAUGAACAAACUACAAAUACGUCGUCAGAAGCCAAAAUUGGUCCAAAUUCUGUCAAUAGAAGAUCAAGUGAUAAUAUUAAUACAGCUACAGUUAACUUAAAAGUCUCAAGUGGUGAACAAACUAUAGUUACAUCGUCAGACGCCAAAGUUGGUCCAAAUGUUAUCCACAGAAAAAUUAGUGAUGAUAUUAGUACAAAUACAGAAAAGAUAAAAGCCUCUAGUUGUGAACAAACUAUAUUUAAUUCUUCAGACGCCCAAGUUGGUCCAAAUCUUAGAUGCAGUGAUGAUAUUAGUACAAGUACUGAUAAUGUAAAAGUCUCUAGUUGUGAACAAACUAUAUUUACAUCGUCAGAUGCUAAAGUUGGUUCAAUUCUUAGACAAAGUAAUGAUAUUUGCAUAAGUACUGAUAAUUUGAAAGUCUCUAGUUGUGAACAAACUAUAUUUCCAUCGUCAGAUGCCCAAGUUGGUUCGAAUCUUAGAUGCAGUGAUGAUAUUAGUACAAGUACUGAUAAAUUAAAAGUCUCUAGUUGUGAACAAACUAUAUUUACAUCGUCAGACGCCAAAGUUGGACCAAGUCUUAGAUGCAGUGAUGAUAUUAGUACAAGUACUGAUAAAUUAAAAGUCUCUAGUUGUGAACAAACUAUAUUCACUUCGUCAGAUGCCAAAGUUGGUCCAAGUCUUAGACACAGUGAUGAUAUCAGUACAAGUACUGAUAAAUUAAAAGUUUCUAGUUGUGAACAAACUACAACAGUUAGCCCAAGGGUUAAGAGUAAAAAACGCAGAGAAAAUGAUAUUGACAGUUUAAAGAAAAAUCUUAACUCCAUAGGUAUUCAAACGGAGCUACUCUCAAGCGAUAUUCAAUCGAUAGAUAGUUGCGCAUGUAUUUGUCCCUCUCAAAGUAGUAUUGAAAAUAUUCGUAGAACACAGUGUUUAUGUUGUGGAGACAAAAGGAAGAAAAAAUCCAAACAUAUGUUGAUCUGUGCCCCUUCAGAUAACUCACAUAGAAGUCGAAAAAUAAAAGCUGUUUAUAUAAAAGAAACAAGUUUAAAGAAGACUGGCCGUCGAAGAUGCUACUCUUCAUGUACAGGUCGUGUUUGUUGUAGAGCUAGAUCUAAAUCAAUUUUAAAAGAAUCCUGUUGCUCCUGUUGUUGCGAGAGCAAAAAGCCUAGAUGUUGUUCUUGUCAAAAUGAAAAGAGUAACAAUUGUACUGAAGCAUCUGCUGCUGCUACCCCUCAAAAAACUCCCAUUUCGACUGACGAGCCAGAAAAAGAAUACACAAGUUUAUUAAUUCAGUCAGUGUCAGUUAACAAUCCUCCUAUAGUACAUUAUCCUCAUAUUGGAUAUUCAAACACGAUACAGACUCACCAACCGAUUCAGUAUACACACACUCAUCCUCACAUAGCACGUGUUGCUGCUGUGGGAACAAGGUGCCAUUGGAACAGAUAUCCUUAUUGCGGAGCAAUAACAAACAGUUUUCCGUUUGCGAGGUGUGCCUCAAGAAACGGCCCAUAUUAACGACUAUAUGUUUCGCUAAUCCAGAUGGAGAUACUUCCACCGAAUCUUCAACCACUUCUAAAACUGUAACAGACCACUUUAGACGCGCUGAAAACUACUGUACCUGUAAAAAAUCUGUGAAAGCUAAAAAUUUUGAAUACUGUCAACAUUGUAAACAACAAUUAAAAAAAACUCAAAAAAAACGGAACGGAAUAGCAUAUACUUUGACGUUAGAAGAUGAAACACCCGAAAAGUUUAGGUCUAGGUCAAAGAAAAAAAUAAAAAAGCUUGAAGAAAUAAAAAUUAAAGUGCCGAAUCCUUUCAAUCGAAAACAACAUAAAAAUAGGGAAAAUAAUUAUAGAAAAGAUGAAGAUAAAAUGAAGCGAUUAGAAAGUGCAGAAGAUAGUGAAAAUAUUGAUAUUACGAACAGUGUCAACUAUUCAAAUGAUGAUGUGUGUAAAACUAUGAAUAACGAAAAAGAUAAUAAACAGUCAUAUUCUUUACAAGAAUAUUUGCAAAAAAAUCGUCCUCAUUUUGUGGAUGCUGCAGAAUACCGAAGGCUGGCACUUAUAAACAAUAAAAUAGAAAGAGAGUUAAAUAAGGAUGAACAAAAAUUAAAAUUUUUGGAAGAAAAUGCUAACAAUAAUAGAUUGAAACGUCAGAAGUUAUUCACUGAACAGGAGAUGAGAGAAAUAACCAAAAGAAAUUACAAAAAAUUACCAGAAGUACAACAAAAGUUAACGAACCAAAGAAAAGAGAAAUUAAGGAGUGCUGAUAGAUUUAUGGCAGAUACGUUAAACAGGAAAAUCCAAAAUUUUGUUUUGAAAGGCAAGAGGAGUUUUCCUAUAGAUACAAAUGUUGUAAACGUUUUGUGAAGUUUUAUGAAGUAAUUUAUUAUCAAAAUUGUACACUCGAAAAAUUGUAAACUUAUUAUGAAUUAAAUAAUUUUAUAUUUUUCUACU
Molecule: messenger RNA, 7061 nt
Organism: Diabrotica balteata
Lineage: Eukaryota; Metazoa; Arthropoda; Insecta; Coleoptera; Chrysomelidae
Source: the annotation of a GenBank genome assembly